Porites lobata is the source of this 1057-nucleotide messenger RNA. The record is from the annotation of a GenBank genome assembly. NCBI's taxonomy places the organism in Eukaryota, Metazoa, Cnidaria, Anthozoa, Scleractinia, Poritidae.
AUGGAUCCAGGUUCUAAGAUAGUAGGGAAAGCGCAUCGAGAAAAGUUGGGCGAAAACCACGGGGGAGCUGAGGAGAGACAGGGUAAGUGGAGCAUGUAAGCAUUGAUUUUAAUAUCUCAUUCCGGUAUAGACAGCUCCUGGUAUACCCAAUGAUUGGUAAAUUUUGACAGUUUACGUCAACCACGUCAAUAGGAACUCCAAGAUCCCAAGAAGCGACGGGAACGAGAGCAUUAAAAAAAAAACUAAAACCAAAAAACCCAAUAGGUUUAAUAAGCUUCGCUGUUUCACUCCAGCUAGACUGCAAAAUGGUCGUUUUUUUCUCAAAAUCGGUUUAGUGUACGGUACGUAAGAGCCUUACUCGCGCGAAGAGCGCGAGCCACACACCCCUAGGCCGUGGACGUGAGGCGAUGGCCUCGAUUUCUCGCCGCUCUCUCGGUCCUCCCUGAGAAGAAAAAGGGGAGGAGAAAUCGAACCUGGUGUAGCCUGUUCCAGACGCUCAGAUAGUGGGGAAGACGCGAAAGUAAAAGGCACGCGAAAAGUUUUCUCCCGUUUUAUUUUCGUGUUCGCACGUUCUCAAUUCAGCGGGUCCGACUAUCUCGGGGCCAGGAACAGGCUAAGCCUGGCGAGAGAAAAGCAGGAGAAAAGUCUCGCUCUCCGUUUUCAGCCUCGCUCCAGACCUUUUGUUUGACUGUUCGCGCGUAUAUGAAUACGCAAAAAUACGGACUGUUUUGCAGUCCCCAUUCCAGCGUUCCUAAUUUUCUUUCUCAUUUUAGGAAAAGAUACCCACUCGGUGUAUAGAGACGCGUAUUGUAUCGCAGACUUCAAAAUGGCGGCAGCAAGUGAGGAAGAUGUCGAAGGCGUUGCUCUAAAAGGCGCUACUCUCCUGGCCUGUGCCUUGAAAACUCAAGGUGUGGAAUAUAUGUUUGGAGUUGUGGGUAUUCCGGUUGUCGAGGUGGCGGGAGCUGCACAGGCAGAGGGAAUCAAAUACAUCGGCAUGAGAAAAGAGCAAGCGGUGAGCAUUUCGCUGUCAUCACACGCGCGACAGUUUAGUCGUUGA